This is a messenger RNA of Staurois parvus, 387 nucleotides long. The record is from the annotation of a GenBank genome assembly. NCBI's taxonomy places the organism in Eukaryota, Metazoa, Chordata, Amphibia, Anura, Ranidae.
AUGUGCAAUGUGUGCAGCAAGACCUUCUGCAAUAACUCCAGCUUCCAGGUCCAUAUGCGGAGCCACACAGGAGAACGGCCUUUUAAAUGUACGGACUGUGACAAAAGCUUCAUCCGCAGCUCUCACUUGAAGAUUCACCUGCGUACCCACACCGGAGAGCGCCCCCUACAAGUGCGCUUUGCACGCCACCAGCGCAUUCAUACAGGAGAGAAACCUUACCAGUGCUCCAUCUGUGGGAAAUACUUCCGCAAAAAGUCCAACCUGAAGGACCACCUCAGGACGCAUACUGGGGAACGCCCCUACAAGUGUCAGCACUGCGAUAAGAGUUUCCACCAAAAAUCCAACCUACGUGUCCACCAGAGGAACCAUCAUGCUGACAGUUGCUGA